AUGGAGCAGCAGUACGAUCCAAACCCGGACUUUUGCAUUCCAAGAUAUCGCAUGAAUUCGUUCCAAAACGAUUUCCUCGGUAUCCGUGACCAGGUACUCGGAUAACGUUCAUCUUAAUUCAAUUAAUUGUUUUUUUACAGACCGACAUCUUGAUUCCACUGGGCUUCGGAUUGGUGAUGGCGGUUAACAGAACUGACAAUAGGCUCCUCAACUGGCUGAUGCGCAUCGGAGCCGUCGCGACUAUCACCACUGGCCUCUUGCGUCUCGCCUACGUUCUUUUUUGUUGAAUGAACAUGUUCCUCUGUAAUUAGCAUGUUUUCUCAAAGUUUUUUCUGAAAUCUGGUUUUCUCAACCGUUUCUAUAUUUCAUCCAAUCUUCUCCUGGUCCUUGCAUUCAACAAUCGUUAUUUUUCAAUCAACUGCUUCAAAAGGUAACAUCUAAAAAAUUUUUGCAUUUCUUAAAGUACUUUUUUCAGAUGCAACUAUAUUCAAUGCAGUGCAGUCAAUCAAGUCUCCUGGAUACUUGUUGCAGGCAAAAUGCUGGACGAGGUUGGACAUUUGUAUGGGAUUUCCCAAACCAAGACCUGAGUUGCUGAUUCUGUGCGGAAUCUGGAAUUAUCCCUUUUCAACCUGGUUUUGUGUCCUUGAUUUACAAUGAAAUGUGUGUUGAAGCAAUAUCCCCUUUCUCCCUUUGAUGAUGUGAAACUGGUCUUGGAUUACCAGCAUUUGUAUCUAUCUUGAUAUUUUUUAUUAACCCAUUCAGAUUUACCGCUCAUUUUCAGGUCAAAAACCACAAUCACAAUUCCAACAUGCCCUCGGUAUACUACACAUAAUCUCCACUAAUCGACCUGCUUUUCAGAAAACGACAAAAAAAGACACAGUCUCCAAGAACAUGAGUUCUCGCUACACUUUUUUGGAGCCCAUGAACGUCCGCUCAAAGCCGCACGUUCCCGUCAUUGAUACGGGCCGCAACAAAACAGCGCAGUACUACCCGAUGGUGAGGAAAAUCAUGUGCAUCUAGGGAAUUGUAUGUUCUUUCAGACGCUUUCCGCAAAGCCGCAGGACGGUCCAUCUGCUAAUCCGGAAAAUAUCAAUGCGGUUAGUUGAAUAUUUUGAUACUGGUGUUGCAAAGAGUUAGGAAUGGCCACUCAGCCCACUUCACAUUAAUUCGGUGCAAAUUAUGGAAAUUUGACGGGCGCGAAUACGUUUUCAGUUGUAGAUGAAAUUAUCAAAAUUUUACAUCAAUAAUUUCAGUGAAUUUUCGUUCAGAACACUGCCUCUUCCUCGGCUUCUACCAACAAGAUUGAGUGGAAAUGGAAUCCGUCGAGCAGCAUGGCCGGCAUCAAGCUAUUCUCAACGUCGAUGCCAUCCUCGUCCACGUCGUCUUCUUGGAUGUCGGCCCCGUCGACUUCUCUGCAAUCGCCGCGAGAUCCUGAGAUUGGCACGUCCACGAAGAAGCCGCGAAUCGACUAA
This is a messenger RNA of Caenorhabditis sp. 36 PRJEB53466, 1472 nucleotides long. The record is from the annotation of a GenBank genome assembly. NCBI's taxonomy places the organism in Eukaryota, Metazoa, Nematoda, Chromadorea, Rhabditida, Rhabditidae.